Molecule: messenger RNA, 479 nt
Organism: Bacillus rossius redtenbacheri
Lineage: Eukaryota; Metazoa; Arthropoda; Insecta; Phasmatodea; Bacillidae
Product: histone H2A
Exons: 1
Coding region: 38-412 (124 amino acids)
Biological process (GO): heterochromatin formation
Cellular component (GO): nucleosome; chromatin
Molecular function (GO): DNA binding; structural constituent of chromatin; protein heterodimerization activity
Source: RefSeq, a predicted model, not a curated record
CGUAGGUUGCGGACCAGUGUACAGCCUAUAACUCAACAUGUCUGGCAGAGGAAAAGGAGGAAAGGUUAAGGGGAAAUCCAAGACUCGCUCCAGCAGGGCAGGACUUCAGUUCCCAGUGGGGCGCAUCCACAGGCUGCUGCGCAAAGGCAACUACGCAGAGCGUGUCGGGGCAGGCGCCCCGGUCUACUUGGCCGCGGUGAUGGAGUACCUGGCCGCCGAGGUGCUGGAGCUGGCGGGCAAUGCUGCGCGCGACAACAAGAAGACCAGGAUCAUCCCGCGUCACCUUCAGCUGGCCAUUCGCAACGACGAGGAGCUCAAUAAGCUCCUGUCAGGCGUGACCAUUGCCCAGGGUGGCGUUCUGCCCAACAUUCAGGCAGUGCUGCUGCCCAAGAAAACCGAGAAGAAAGCCUAAGCCCCUUGUUUGCUUCUCAGGUUUGAAAAAAAAAAAAAAAAAAACGGUCCUUAUCAGGACCAAAAAA